AAACACAUUUUCCACAAUUUCCACGCGACGAAAGUUUUCGAACGCGCACCCGAUUUUCUCUCAACAUUUUCCGCGCUGGCAACCCUGCGAACUGACAUAAAGACAAAAUGGGCGGCCGCUAGUCCUCGUUAGAUAGUUUGAUUAGAAUUUUUCCUAAUAUUAUAUUGUAAUUAACGUUUGAAUUAAGUAAUUAUAGCUUUGUAAGGUCGUGUUAAAGUGUUUCACAUCGGAGUUCCUCAGUAACUAUAGGCGGAGGUGUGCGUGAUGCGCGCGCCAGCUGGGGGCGGCGUGUCGUGCGCAGGAGUGCCGCGGUGGUCGCACUCCGCGCCUGCGCACCAGGCCGACUACGACAACACUCCCGCGCACACACAUCCUGUGUUCCUCCAUGAUGAUCAUAUUAAUAGCCGGUUUGCCAUAUGGCAAGGUGAUAUAUCUUCUCUAGAAGUGGAUGCCAUCACGAACACCACGGACGAGACGUUGACAGAAUGCAAUGCGAUCAACGAACGCAUUCUGCAGGUGGCCGGACCUGAGCUCAAGGAAGAAAUUAUCACCAGGGGAUAUGAAUGCCGUACAGGCGAAGUGGUUGUGACUCCUGGCUUCGGCUUGCGUUGCCGACACAUCAUCCACACUGUCAGCCCGAAGUACGUGGCCAAGUACCACACUGCAGCGGAGACAUCGCUGCACAACUGUUACAGGAACGUGCUCUGCAAGGCGACGGAGAUUGGCGCUCGGUCCCUGGCGCUGUGCCUCAUCAGCGGGACCCGCACGCAGUUCCCGCCUGAUCUCGCUGCACAUGUUGCUCUCCGCACGAUCCGUCGCCACCUGGAGGCGCACCGGUCGCCGGCGCUGGUGGUGCUGUGGUCGUGGUGCGGGCCCGACGUGGCGCUGUGGAGCGCGCUGGCGCCGCUGUACUUCCCGCGCUCGCCGCGCGAGGCCGACGCCGCGCGCUGGCGCCUGCCGCACGACGCGCACAACCACGACCGCCGCAUCCGCAUCAUACACAACCCCCACUCACACAACUCCGAUACUGCUGAGGAUGACACGUCGACGUACGACGAGGAGGCGGCAGUGGAAGCGGCUGCAGCGUUUGCCCGCGCGUGCGCACCCGACACGCAACGCCUGCUCGCGCCAGCCAAUCAGCGACAGCCUUACGAACGGAGACCGCGCAUCGAUAACCAAGACCAAUAUGAGCGACUUCUCCGUCGCGCGCGCACAGAGGAUCUCAGCGAGAUCUCAGGCAUAGGCUGCCUGUACCAGAGCGGAGUGGACAGGCUCGGCAGGCCCGUCGUCGUCUUCAUCGGGAAGUGGUUCCCUAUUGGAGAUAUUGACUUGGAUAAGGCUCUCCUAUACCUGAUCAAGCUGCUGGACCCCAUAGUCCGCGGGGACUACGUGAUCGCCUACUUCCACACGCUCGCCUCCUCCGCCAACCACCCGCCGUUCUCCUGGCUCAAAGAAGUGUACACCGUGCUGCCUUACAAAUAUAAGAAGAACCUCAAAGCAUUCUACAUUGUACAUCCCACGUUCUGGACAAAGAUGAUGACGUGGUGGUUCACCACAUUCAUGGCGCCGGCGAUCAAGGCGAAAGUACACAAUCUUCCUGGAGUGGAGUACUUGUACUCCGUGAUGGCGAGAGAUCAGCUCGAUGUACCGGCCUUCGUCACCGAAUACGAUAUGACGAUAAACGGUCUCCAUUACUUCCAACCGGACACGAACAAUACGUAAGACGCAGCAUCAACUCCUUUAGCUAUAUGUUCAGAUCGUUGUUACAUGUUCCGGGCCAGUUGCCAACAUCUCUCUGUGUCAAUACGACGAAGGAUUUCGACUGUCACACGCUUCUCGCUGGACCGCAGCGUUCCAAGCAAUAAAUAUACGUACUUAGGUACUAUGAGUAUUGCUAGCAAUACAGAUCACUUAAAAGUGUAUCUUAGGACUACCUACUUAGAUGUCGUUUUAAUCUAACACGGCGCCGGUACAUUAAUACUGUUACCAAACAACUCGGCGCAAAAUAAAAGUUUGCUUGAAUUUUUUUAUAAUCGAUUAGUAGGAUUUCACAAAGAUAUGCUGGCAACACUGCAAUUCGAAUCCGAGUGACCGUUUGAUUAUGAAAAACGGUGACUCGUUUUUAGGCCGCUGUUAUAGUAUUUUUGUGGACUAUUUAUUCACUGUCUGAUCGUACUGUGUUUGUAACGAGUCUCGUUAUCAAGAAAAUGUUACAAUUGACGAUAUUUCAAUAAUAUUGUGUCGAAAGAUUUUGGCGUAGGAUAAAAAUAUGUAUUGUGAGUAAUGUAAAUUACAGAUUCCUAUCAGUGACAUAUCAGAUAACUGUUGGGUCCAGAAAUUCGAAUGAUCGUAAGACUUAGAUGUUAGAAUACGCCAAAACUAUAGAAGGUAUACCGACCCGGUUAAACCAUUCCUACUGUAAAACGUACAUUAAGUACUUAAUUUACCAAAGAACCAUCAUAAAUGGAACUCUAAAAUAAAUCAGACAGUGAAUAAAAAGUACAAGAAAAGUUAAAAUUGUUGAGAAUAUAUUAUCUUGUAAUCUAGUAUUAGCGGUGCAUUUUAUAUUAUUUAAUUGUAAUAAUUGAUAUAAGACAUAUUAUCGAUUGUUAGAUGUUCUUAUUACGUCUGUAUUUUUAACUCUUGCAACCCCGUUAUAUCUAAACCACCUAUAAAGGUACUUAGACUUUUUUAAUAUUUUGUCUAUGUAUUUAGUUGUGAACGUUACAAUGUGUGCUAUUUUUUGUACCUAUAUUAUAUUUUUAUGUAAAAGUAAUAGACGAAACUGUCAUUUUAUUAAUGUAUACCUUCCUACUUAAUAAUCUUGAUGCUGACUAUGCUCAUGAGUGGUUUGUGGGUGAACUUUGAAUGAUCCAGUGUAGAAAAGCUGUUGGAAUUUGCACUCUAUUUUGACCUUUUAGAAAGAGACGAAUACAAGCCAAUUCCAUGCGUUACCCGCCUUCCCGCUCUUUCUGUUGAUGAAACACUUCCACUUGCAGAGUGAGCUUGCGUCUAGCUGGUCUGCCAGUCUCCAUAUUUACCUUAGUUGUUCACUACGUAUUCUUCCCACGGCCCCCAUUCUCUGAAACUUCACUGUUCAAGCGACAGGGUAUUCGUUUAGUGAGUAGUGAGGAAAAUGUUAUUUUUUAAUAUAGAAAAGAGUUGUCUCAUACCGCGUAGAUUUGGUAUCAUUUAGGAAAAAUUAAAAUAUAACAAACCCUUUCUCUAAAUUUAGAUAUUUAACAAUUAAUUUUUACACAAAGGUGCUUGAUAAUUUUUGCAUAUUGAGAUUUUAAUUUUUUACAUACAUAGAUUUUAAUAUAGGCUUAAUAAUGGUACAUAAUGUUAGAGUAAUGUAAAUACGUACGCUGUUAAAGAUUUUUGCGGAAACAUUCACUCUCGCACUACGGUAUUGUAGAUUUUGAUAAAACGCUGAAUGAGAAAGUGAGUUUGUACUAUUGAGUAGUCAUCCAUAUUUUAAUUGGCACGUUAGUAAGAACGCUACGCAGCACGUUUUCGGCCUAUUGGAAAUAUUUAAUUGCUGCUUUAACAUAUCGAUAUGUGGUCGAUAAGAGACCAUACUUGGAAGGCCUGUCAGGAUCCAGAAUAGUACAAACUCACCCUCUCAGGACACGUCGUGAGAUUUCAGUGUAGAGGUAGUCGUGUGAAUUUGUGGUUCAAAUGGCUUGCCGCCAACUGUUUAAUAAGGACUUUCCAUGCAAUAUGUGUGCGGGCUCGACAGUAAUGUUACACUGUAACACCCGGCAUUUAACAUAGCAAGAUAUUGUGUAGUGGGGGAUAAAGUAGCAUAUUGUGUAUAUUCUCAUUAUUUUGCCUUUAACUUUCAUUACAAAUUAUUUUUCUUGUUCUUACGCUAUCUUCCUACCAAGUAGACAUAUGUAAUUAAAUUAUAACAAUAAACAUAAAAUAAUGAGGAUACACAAUAUGCGAACUUAGCCUUACCUCGACAAAAUUGUGUAAUCUUGCUAUGUUAUGUGCCAGGGACUAUGCUAUAGGUCCUAUAAAAUAGGAUGACACAUUUGAAAGGACUGUUAAAAGUCUGGCGGUACUGCCACAGUAGUGUUGCCAACCUUUAAAUAUAAAACACUGCCACUCGCAUGUAGCGGCAAUGCGACACGCCUCGACGUGCCAUAGGGAUCACCAAAUGUACGUAGCCUUGGAUAAUGAUGCAUCUAAACUUUUAACAUAUUUUUAUAAACUUAGAACAUUUUACAGGUUCCUCGUUCCACGAAACUGUGUAGAUAUUUGUGAGUGAAGUAGCUUGUAUGGAUUGUAAUCGAGUAGAGAUUUUGCCAAUUACCUCAUAUUGACUUUCGAUAUUGUUAUAAAAUGCUGUUGUUAUUAUAGAAAUAGGAGAAAAUAUAACAUUUGUAUAUUUAUAUUUAUCGAUCACGUAGUUUAACUGUUAACGGCAAAGGCGUUUCGUGGAACGAUAUUUUUCUUUCUUAGCCAAAGUGUACAAAAAAGAAAAUCUAAAUUAUUUUGUCCGUAACUAUUGUGCCACCUGUUCAAAACAAUUUUUAAAUGUUUAUUAGUACCGAUAGACUUAAGGCCUGAGAGAAAUGUUCUUCAAGAUAUGUGUAAGCGAUCGAGAUAUUUGCUAUAAUAUAAAUGUAAGGUCCCUCUAAACUAAGUUGGUUGAAUUUUUCAAAUGUAACCGCCCAUGUUGCUAGUUUCAAUGUUUCAUGUUCAGUCGACCACGUCUGUGUUAUGCUAUGCAUCUUAUUACCUAAGCAAUAAAGUUGUUAUUCCAAAUUAUCGAUGAGAUGUGCUUGUCAGUAUCGUGAUGCAAAGGUCUAAAGAAAACAUUCUACCGCAUUCCGCAACUGACCUUAGGAAACGACUGAUUUGCGGGGUUAGGAAGUAAAUGUGUGAAUCGUUUGCGUGUUGUUUGUGUGAGUGCAAUAUUGCAAUUUUUAAUAUACAGUUAUAUUUGUAAGUGAUCUUUCUGCAGAGUAUGUUAGCAUUCAAUAUUAAUCGACGAUUAUAAAGCAAUGUAGAGCUGUGUGAUGUAUCGUGAUGGUGUGUUAAGAUGUAGGGUAGUAUGAUAAAAAUUGCGAUGAAGAGGAAUUGUUUUGUAAUUAACCAAUAGAUGGCGUUAAUGUAACGUUUCGAGUCCGGCAAACAUAAUGUAGUAUGUUGAGACUCCUUUGGAGUAAAAUGGUACAAUCAAUAAUAUAUUCCUCUUUAUCGCAAAGCGUAAAUUGCGUGAAAAUUAACCAUUACUUACAUUUUCAUUCGUUUGCUAACGAAACAACAAACGACUGGAAAUGAAUGCAGCGGUUUCAUGUUGAAGAGAUUAUUAUAACCGUUCUACUUAUUAUAAAAUCGUGAUUCUUUUUAAAUUUGAGCACUAGAGAACCUGAGAGUAAACAAAGGCCUUAGAUGUGUUAACUAUUGUUAUGUUGUAUGUCGAGUAUCUUUACGUUGCUAAGUCUAUUGCUGUUAAAUACUUGUGAAGAACGUAACGCUAACUAAAUAUAUUAUAGGAGUUAUUUAAACAAAAGUAUGUGAUCAAGCGAAUGUUGGUUAAGUUUCAUAUUUUAUUAAAAAUAGAGCAUUAAAUAGGCUAUGUAAAUAUUUAACAAAUACAAAAUAAAAUUAUUAAUUUACUAAA
Spodoptera frugiperda (fall armyworm) is the source of this 5638-nucleotide messenger RNA. RefSeq names its product protein GDAP2 homolog (gene Gdap2). The transcript has 12 exons. The record is from RefSeq and is a predicted model, not a curated record. NCBI's taxonomy places the organism in Eukaryota, Metazoa, Arthropoda, Insecta, Lepidoptera, Noctuidae. Bases 265 to 1722 code for a protein of 485 amino acids.